AAAGGUGUACGGAUUUUUCUUAUUAUUUUAACGUAUUUUUUCGGCUUUAGGUGUUAAAUUAAUUGUUUAAUUAAAACCUUUGGUAAUACCUCACGAGUUAAAAAGAAAAUGAAUUCUUUUAUUGGAAUUACACUGGUUUUGUUUAUUGGCGUUGUUGCAUCGCAAAACUGCACUGACGAUCACUGGGGAGAAGACUGUAUGAAUGCUUGUGGAAACUGCUAUGUUUUGGAUUCUAACCAACCAAAAUGUGAUCCUAUAACCGGGAAAUGUGCAAAUGGGUGCACAGGAGGAUAUACUGGAGUCAAUUGUGAGAAAGCUAACUGUGUUCAAGACUGUGGGCCCGGAUUAUGCGUAGCCGAGAAUUAUUGCGCCAACUGUGGUGACAUUUCUCUGGUUUCGCCAAACUGCGAAGAUAUCCGCCUACGUGGUUUGUUGGGUUCCCUUAUGGCUUUUGGUGUCAUUGCUGUUUCUGUCACUCUUUGUGGGUUUGGCUCCAUCUGGUGGAAGCGUCGAAUGGAUCCAUCUGUCACCCUUUAAGUUAACUUAUGCAUGCACAAGAGCUAUUGUUUUAAGAUAAUUUUAAACCCCAAACAAACAGGACUUUUUAUGAAAUGAUGCUUUUACUUCAAUUAAAAACAGCCCAAGUUUUUUUUAAGAAAAUAAAUAGUUUUUGAAGCUAAACUAAAACAGCAUUUCUUUCUUCAAAAUAUCCAACUUUUAAAAAUUUCUAUUUUUAAUUAGAAUGUUUUGUCAUUAUGAACUUAAAUGUUACAGUUUGAAAAUAAGACAGUAAUGUUCUGUUACUUCUACUACCAGGCAUAAUGUAAUUAUUCUUGCAACACUUUUCUGGUAUGAAAACGUAGUGUAUUUCCGAUGUUUCGUUUUUCCAACGUUUUCGUCGAAAAAUACACUAUGUUUUUCAUACCAGAUGGGUUUUUAAAAGACUAAUAGCUAUUUAUAAAAUGCUGAUAACAGCCAGUAAUGUAAAUCUUCAAUCCAAAGUGUAUUGAACAAUUCUUUUAAUAAUGUAUUUGUGUUGUUUAACCGAAAUUUGAUAGCAACUAACUUUGUACAAUUUCAUAUACAUUUGGUGCUGCCAGAUAUGUAAAUGCAUGUAUAACUGCUUAAAGGUACUUAGUAAUUAAUGAAUAAACUGGAUCAAUUGUAAUAAAUGAGCAACUGGAAAA
Messenger RNA from Ciona intestinalis (vase tunicate), 1187 nucleotides. The record is from RefSeq and is a predicted model, not a curated record. Lineage: Eukaryota; Metazoa; Chordata; Ascidiacea; Phlebobranchia; Cionidae.